Exophiala bonariae is the source of this 4668-nucleotide messenger RNA. RefSeq lists its product as uncharacterized. The transcript has a single exon. Gene Ontology annotation, molecular function: protein binding. Bases 1 to 4668 code for a protein of 1555 amino acids. The record is from RefSeq and is a predicted model, not a curated record. NCBI's taxonomy places the organism in Eukaryota, Fungi, Ascomycota, Eurotiomycetes, Chaetothyriales, Herpotrichiellaceae.
AUGGAAGGUGUAGGUAUUGCUGCGAGCAUCGCAGGACUUAUUACGAUCUCAACACAGAUCACCCAAGUCAUAUAUGGCUAUAUUCAAGACGUCCGACGCGCCACUAAAAAUCAGAAAGCAUACCUGUCAGAAGUAUCCGCCCUGAUAGACAUUUUGCUACGCUUCGAAGAGGCACUAAACGGUGCAGGGCAAUAUCUCGGUGCCGAUAUUCCUCGGCCAAGCAACGCCACGGUUCAGCAAUGUUAUGGCCUGCUUGACAACCAACUCAAAAAGCUACAGAAGCACACGAGCAGAUUUAUCUGGCCGCUGGAAGUGAAGGAUCUGCGGAAAGCUGUUGAAGAUGUACACCGAUUUCGAGAAAUUUUCGCCGGAUACGUGGCUGCCAGCACUUCUUCGCUUGCCGCUGCAACUUUGAAUGGUGUUGAGGCACUGCAGACAGGGCAGGGUAGAGAUGCGAUCCUCGAGACACUUCGUCAGGAGACACUAGUCUUUAGAUCGAAACCCGAUGCGUUGUUAGGAACUGGUACGUGGCUCCUGCGGCAUGCAAAAUACCAGGCUUGGAUCCAUUCGAACCCUUCUGUUUUAUGGUGUCACGGAGCACCUGGAGUGGGCAAGUCAUCGCAAGCUUCCGUUGUGAUUGAGAGCCUCUCCGAAAUGCAGGAUCAAGGAGAAAGGUACUACGUACUGCAUCAUUUCUGCAAUUUUGCUAGCCGACAGCAAGAGACUGAGAUGGUAAUUCUUCAAGAUUUGCUGUCUCAGGUUGUGGAGCAGGGCGAUGACAUGAUUGUCUCCUAUCUUUACGCAAAACGGCACUCUAUCUCCUCACGCUCCUCGACGCCGAAGGAAUUAGCGCAUAUCAUGGCUCAAUUGCCCUUGAAUCGGCCUAUAUACGUUGUCUUUGAUGGAUUAGAUGAGGUUGAGAACCCGAAAAUGGUCGCAUCCUGGCUCAUGUUUCUGGUCAAGUCUAAUUUUAGGGUACUGGUCACCAGCCGUGAUCAUCCCGAUAUCCGCACCGCUUUUAAUCAAGCAGCCGCCAUUGAGUUAUUCGCCAAUCAAGAAGACAUCCGAAAGUUUGUGAUAAACCGAUUCCAAGAAAGUGACUUCGCUGAUACGAUCAAUGAAUCUCACAGCCUGGUGGACAAUUUCGUCAACAGCGCUGAUGGCUUGUUCAUCCUAGCAAAGUUAAUCGCAGAUCGAUUACUCACAUGUACAAAUAUCAAACAGAUGCGUCGUGCUCUGGAUCGUUCGCCUAAAACACUGGCUGAUGCCUACAUGUCAAGCUUGGAAAGGAUCAAGGCUCUAGACACCAACCUGAAAACUCUAACACUUCGACUGAUUUCUUGGAUUGUCAAUGCGGAGAGGCCGUUUCAUCCACAAGAGAUUAUACAUGCCCUAGCCCUGGAGCCAGGCGAUGAAGAGGCUGACGAAGAGAGUCUGACACGACUCCCUACUUUACUUCGUACUUGCGCAGGCCUGGUCAUUCUCAAUCCGAAGUUUAAUUCUCUGGAGUUGGUUCACUCAACUGCUUAUGAGUAUUUCACCAACAACGAGGAGACCAUACAGCAAGCCCACACCGAUAUCACCUCAACCUCUCUCAACUACCUCGGCAUGAAAGUCUUCCAAAACGAAUUGUGUUCUACGAUAGACGAGGUAAUCCGCAGACAAGAGACAGCACCUUUUCUCCGGUACGCUGCACGGUUCUGGGGUGUUCAUAUGCUCAAAAGUGGUGCUGAGGAUCGGCUAUACUCGUCCAUAUGCAAGAUACUUAAGAACGAGAGUCUCCGAGCCAAUUCAUUCCUUGCCCUCUUCUAUCAAGUCGAUUUUCAGGAUCGACAAAUCGCCGAAGAGGUCUUCGCAUUGGUGCCGAGCAGACACAGCGAGUUACAUGCUGCGGCAUACUGGGGCUUGACUAACACUACAAAACGGUUAAUUGUUGAUGAUGGAAUGGAUCCAAAUACGGGGAACUCUCAAGGUUGGCGCCCCUUGCAUUGGGCGGCGCACAAUGGUCAUCUUGCGGUCUGUCGAGUCCUGCUCGACAACGGAGCGGAUCCAAAUACCCAAGACGAGCGGGGAUGGACACCAUUAUUCUGGUCUAGCUUCUAUCACGAUGUCGCAGGUACGAAGCUCUUUUUGUCGAGAGGCACUGAUCAUACUACCAAGGAUUGCAAUGGGUGGACCGCUCUCCAUUGGGCGGUUUCCAGAGGUGAGGCAGAGUCUGUGAAGAUACUGUUGCUGCAUCACGCCCAAAAGUACCCUGCUCAAGCACUCUCUAAAGCUCGGAAUCAAAACGGCGAACCACUGGAACUUGUGGCCUCGGAGAAGCUGUUGGAGAUCGCUGCAACUGAGAACGACUUGGAUAUAUUUGGAAUCCUGCUCAAUGCACAUAUGGAUACCGGAACGCCGGAUUUUGAAGCUCUGUGGACCACAGGGCGCUUUGACCCUCCGCUCGGUAACUUGUGGCGGACGAUGAAUAAGGCUGAAAGAAUGAACGGUAUAGAGAGCUAUCUGCGCCCGAGCUGGCAUCUCUUUUCCGAAAAGUCGAUCCCGGAGAACAAACACGAGUGGAGGGGACGUCUAGUUCAUUCAGCAAUUAAAGACGAUCAAAUUUCGGGCCUCAAGUUGUUGCUGGAACUCGGAGCUGACCCGAAUUAUCGACUCCAAAGAUCACCGCUACACGCAGCUGCCUUUCGACAAAAUCCUGAGUACGCUCGCAUACUGCUUCAUUUCGGAGCAGAUGUUACGCUUCAAGAUUGUCGUGGCCAGACGGCACUCCACCAGGCGGCGCUGAACGGAUUUGCGGAGACUUUGGAAGCUUUGGUUGAUGGGGGUGCUGAUGUCAAUAUUCGCAUUGGGGAAAGCAAUGAACGUCGUGAUGAAUACACCAUGUAUGAUUCCACCGGGCAAGUGAGAGCCAAUCAAGGGAAAACACCGCUUAUGCUGGCCUGUGGACUCCGGCACAAGGAUAUAUCAGUGCUGGACUCUCGAGCCAAGAUUGUGGACUGCCUGAUCACAGCAAAUGCAGAUACGAAAUCGUUGGAUCUGCAGAAUCGUUCCGUUUUUCAUUAUGCAAUCGAGAGCGCUGAUUUGGUGAUUAUAAAGAAGUUGCAUCGCUUGGGGCCCGAUAUCAAUCAAACAGAUAUCGAUGGAGUCUCGGCAAUACAUCUUGCCGCAAAAACCUGUGAUAUACAUAGUGUUGAACUACUCCUGGACUCUGGGGCCAACGCGUCCCAAAUCGACAAGUUUGGUAGGAAUUGUUUUCAUUUCUUCGCCAUGGGUUCUGACAAUAAGCACGAUGUCGUGAAUUUGAGACGAUUACUCACAUUGAUCCUGCUCAAAUCUAGUCCAAUGCUUCUCAAUGCUGAGUUUGACCGACGCGAAUCUAGGAAUUUUUGGUCCAGCCUUGAUCGAUUGAAUCAACAUACUCCGUUGUCUCUAGCGAUUGAGAUGAACAACUGGAAGAUAUUCCAAGUCAUGGCAGAUGCCGGAGCUGUGCUUCCCCGCGACUCAAUAAAUCUACUAGACAAUGCUGUUGGUGCGUUAUGUGCCCCUGCCGUGAGUCUCAUUCUCGCCCACCGCCUGGAACCCGAAGAUGAACGAAACACUUCCUUGAGACCAGAGAGAAUGGACAUUGUGCAAUGGCUACGGACGGCCAUGAGCAGUGAGGACUUUGAUCUUGAAUCGUUCGACAGUGUGGCACGCCAAGUCAUCGACACGGAUCAGGACAAGAAAUGUUUCAGAGAAACAAUGCUACACGCAGCUGCUCGUUGUUCGAAUUCAGCAGAACUCGCGGCGGUACUUUUGGAACGCGAUUGUGACCCAUUUGUGAAGGAUGAGUCCGAAUUUGACGUCUUCCUCGCAUGCGCUGUUAGGCAUUCAAAGCCCGUAAUGUUACGGCACUUGCUCCUCAAUGCUUGUGAUACCAUUCCCGAAAGUCACUGGACUCGCCAUUUGAAAGACUUAAACGAUUCACAAGAAGAUAUAUUUUUCAGCGUCUGUGAAGCACUGAGGGCUGCUGGAAAGCUUGACCACCAAUCUCCAGACAUACCUGAACUUCUCAGAACCGCCAUAACAUUCGACAACGAACCUUUCGCAGUUGCACUGAUCAACGCCGGAGCUGACUGCGCGACGACGGAUGGGUAUGGUUGGUCUGCUCUUCACCAUGCGAUCUACCAGCGACGGGCGGGCAUCGUAGACAAACUUAUCGAGCAGCGACAGCCUCUUGUACAUACUGCAGCCAAACAGUGGGCUAAUGACUGGCACCGGCCUACCGGACUUCGGAUUGGUGAUAAGUGGACGGGUGCACCGCUUCAUCUCGCCGUUCUGACCGGCCAGAAAGAUCUAGUGUUGCGACUGCUUAAAUUGGGUGUGGAUGUCAAUGCGAGGACUGACGAAUAUGAGGUCGAUGAUAGUCGCGGUCAUGUUUUCAACUAUCCAUCACACGGGCCAACGGCACUACAUGUCGCUUUGCAUAGUGAUAUCGUUUAUGGUAUUCCUGACGGGGGCCUAAAUGAUGACUAUCUGUCCAUGGCGAGAAUGCUCCUCGAAUAUGGCGCCGAUGUCCAAGGGGUUGGAAAGCAUUUGCGGCUUACCGACCAUCCGAAGUUCAGGUUGUUUGAGGACGUUUGGGAGAAAGUGAAUACCAGUCGCCCUGGGGGAAGAUCAGCCUGA